Messenger RNA from Macrobrachium nipponense, 2468 nucleotides. RefSeq lists its product as uncharacterized. The transcript is spliced from 4 exons. The coding region runs from base 512 to 1633 and encodes 373 amino acids. The record is from RefSeq and is a predicted model, not a curated record. Lineage: Eukaryota; Metazoa; Arthropoda; Malacostraca; Decapoda; Palaemonidae.
UAAAUUGAUUGUAUCUGUAGAUUAUGAUCAUGAUAAGAACGCUGUACAGUUAUAGGGUAGUAGCGGUUUUUUGAAAUACUACUAGGUAGCCUACCUAGGUAUAGCCUAGCUACCUAGUAGGUAAUUUAGAACCAGUGAAUAUCCGCCGUACUACCUAAUAGGUACUAGUAACCCGAUUUUCUAGGGGUAAAAAUGCAAUUAGAAAACCAAAUGUAGACUGCAGUUACCUACUAGGCUAUACUAGUAAUUGCAAUUCAGAACGCAUUUCAGUGCGCCCAGAGAAAAUUUAACUUAGGAAAACCAUCAAACGGUAAAGGGGGGACCCUUGUGGGAAACCGGGGUUUGUGGUGGCGGGGGCGGAAUCGUCCAAAACUUUCGUACCUAGCUAAUUUCCAUUGUAGAGGCAGAUUUUGAUGGAACUGUGCGUGAUGAUUUUAGACGUUUUCGGUCUUGUAAUGCAAUGAGAAGACUGACUUUAUAGAAAUUACAAGUUCCACAAAGAGCACUGAAAAUGGAUGAGGUGAAGGUUACUGAUGGCAUCGAUUCAUCCAAGGGAGGAUAUGCUUCCACAAGUUCUCCUCUGCCUGUUUACCAUAGAAAGCGGGGACGUCCAAGGAAGGGCACCUAUGUGCCCCGUUCUUCUAGCCUAGAUAUGUUGUACUUUAAUGAUAGUUCUAAAUUCCAGAAAUGCGAUGUUAGGCAGAAAAUGAAAAGAAGUUAUGGUUCAGUUGUAGAUAAUGAAAGCAAUAAUUUGGGUUUUGAUACAGAGUCAGAGAAAGCCAGUUCAAGAGAAAACUCUAAGAGAAGGCGCCAGCCCAAGGUGUUGGAUGACUAUGUCACUGACUUUGAUACCUCUGAUGAAGAAGCAGAGAAGUUUUCUAGGUCUGCACCUUUCCAGCUAUCAAAAGAAAGAAGUGGUGUCAGUAAAGGAUUCAAUAGAAAAUCAGGGGAAUUGCAUUCUCUUGAAAAUGAAGACAUUUUGUCAUAUCUAGGUAGUUUUGAGAAAAACUUUGUUGAUCAAGACUUUUUUGGCUCAGAUUUUCUUGAAGGCAGUCAUGAAGGUAGUGAAGAAGAUGUUCCAGCAGAUACAAGUAAAAAUAUCUUAGUAGGUGGUACAACUUGUGAUAGUAAGUUAUCUGAAGUACUUUCACCAAAGUGUGAUAAGCAAGAUUCUGAUAUUAAGAAUGGGGACGGUGCUAUCUUCACAUCCAGACAGAAGGAAAGAGAAUGGAAACAGUCUGUCAGGAACCAUCGUCAGCAGCUAGCUGCUUUGCAGCAAAAAUAUCAGCAGCUAGUUCAGAAAAUUCAGAAGAAACCUCAAUUUACAAAAGUUUUGGAUCUUGUAUAUGGAGCUUCAAAGUUACUGAAUGAGGAACAGUUGGUAUUUUUCAUUCUUCAGCUGAAGGCAAACAGCAAAAAUCUUCAGGGAGUCAGAUUCAGUACCCGUGAAAAAAUUUUAGCACUUGCUAUAUAUGCUCACAGCCCAGAAACUUACAGAUGGUUACAGUCACACUUCUUUCUUCCUUCAAAACUUAUUCUAGACCGUUGGUUAGAGAUGAUAGCCAAAGAUAAUCCUACAACUGCAAAGCGACUUUUGUAUCAUCUAUAUAAGAAGUACCUCUUUCAUUCAUAAUGAUAUACGUAGUUCCUCGUUGGAUGAGUGGUUCAUGUGCUCGCCUACCAAUUUGGUAGUCGCGAGUUCAUCUCCUUGCUCUGCCAAUGUUGAAUCAGAGGAAUUCAUUUCUGUUGGUUAGAAAUUCAUUUCUCGAUAUAGUAAUGUGGUUCGGAUUCCACAAUAAGCUGUGGGUCCCAUUGCUAGGUAACCAAUUGGUUCCUAGCCACAAAAAUAUCUAAUCCUUUGGGCCAGCCUUAGGAGAGCUGUUAAUCAGCUCAGUGAUCUGGUUAAACUAAGUUAUACUUAACUUAAUUCAUAAUAAUAUAAUCACCCCAUGGUAUGCUUGAACCCGAGCCUUCUUACCGUUAGGGUACCUAUGCGUAAUUGUUUGUUAUUUUAUGCCGUUUCCUGUUUCAGAAUUUGUUAAAAUUUAAAGACAGUCUAUCAGAAUUGUCUUUACUGGAUUAUUAUUGUGUAGUGUUCUUUAGUCAUUUUGCUCAUAAAUUCAUUCUUUGUACGUUACUCUGUACUGUAGAGUACACUUACCCUUUUUUGUGCUAUAUGUACUGUACACUACUGCAGUACUUGAAAUGCAUUGGAUGCUUUGUACAUUAUUAUAUUAAUACCGUACUGAACUUCAAUUAUAAAAGAAGAACCUGCGAAAGGGACUUUGUCUCACUCUUAAGUGGUAAAAGAAGUUAAUCUAUUAUGUUACAGUAUUCAAAAUUGGUAGUAAUUAGGUGCCAUGCAACUGUGAGAAUUUUUCAACAGUUUGGUUCAGAAACCCUGUUGUAUCUUGAAUUUCUCUGAUGCAGUGAAAAAAAUUUAAUAAAACACAUUGGGUAAAUGCUAA